Alternaria rosae is the source of this 735-nucleotide messenger RNA. RefSeq lists its product as uncharacterized. NCBI's taxonomy places the organism in Eukaryota, Fungi, Ascomycota, Dothideomycetes, Pleosporales, Pleosporaceae. The transcript has 2 exons. The record is from RefSeq and is a predicted model, not a curated record. Bases 1 to 735 code for a protein of 244 amino acids.
AUGAUUACUCAUACUGAACUACCUCCCAACACUUCUCUGCCGUCGAAACCGGCAUCACAAGAGCCCGGUGAAUCCGCUCAGUUCAUGAGCCCUCUUUCCCCAGGCGGUCUCACGCUCCAAGUCGAUUUUGCCUGGUCAAAGUUCCGCAACAUAGUAGCUUCUAAAGGCGCUGAUCAACAGCUCACGCCGCUCUACGUUCAGCAUUUUCGCCCUGCAAAGCCUCAGUUGCGCUUCGAGCGCGCAACAGAUCACACAAUCAUCGCAAAAGGCACCAUCCACAAUUUCUCCAUCAGUGGCGAUUGCAUAAUCCAUGGCCAAGAAGUCAUUUUGAAGCCACUGAAACGGUGGAAGACCAAGUACAACUACCUCUCGCAUGCGCUUAACGGCAUCCCCAUCACCUGGACAGCCAACUCUACCAUGAAAGUUUGGGACUUCGUAUGCAUUAACUCCACGACCCAGGAAUCUAUCGCCAAGUUCAGUGUCAAUUUAUGGGCAAUGAAGCAAGUCGGAAACUUCUACUUUGAGAAGACAGGAGAGGAGGUUACAGAGGCUCUGAGAGACGAAGUUGUUGUCACAGGACUUACUCUGCUCUAUCUUAUGAUGACCAGGAUGAAUAACCCGAUGCAUCUGCUUGGUGCUGCCUUCGCGAAGCCAGGAAAGGUCGAGGGCGAUGGGAAGGAAGGUGUGGUAGCACAGGAGGAUGGAGCGUCAACUGGCAAGGCGAAGAUUACAUGA